Molecule: messenger RNA, 447 nt
Organism: Closterium sp. Naga37s-1
Lineage: Eukaryota; Viridiplantae; Streptophyta; Zygnematophyceae; Desmidiales; Closteriaceae
Source: the annotation of a GenBank genome assembly
AUGAGCCGCGACCCGCAUGUGGCGAUUCUGGGCGGCGGCAUGGCGGGGCUGAUGUGCGCGCUGGGGCUGGCCGAGCGCGGCAUCCGCAGCACCGUGUUCGACACUGGCAAGCACGGGCUGGGCGGGCGAAUGGCCACUCGGGAGGUGGAAGUUGCUGGGAAAUUGCGCCUGUUUGACCACGCAGCACAGUUCUUCACCGUCACAGAUUCUCGCUUCCAAUCACACGUCGACAGGUGGCUCAAGGAAGGCGCCCUGCGGGUGUGGGACGAGGGGCGCAUAGGCACGCUGCAGGCAGGGGGGGCAUUCUCGGAGCUGUCGAGUGGUGGUGGCGGCGGUGGCGGUGGUGGUAGUGAAGCACGGAGGCUCGUUAGCCCCAACGGGAUGCGAGCAUUUUGUGAACACGUGAUUGCGGAUAAGGUGCGUGCAACCACCAUCCAUAUCAUUUAA